Lymnaea stagnalis (great pond snail) is the source of this 5156-nucleotide messenger RNA. Lineage: Eukaryota; Metazoa; Mollusca; Gastropoda; Lymnaeidae. The record is from the annotation of a GenBank genome assembly.
AGGUCCUGUCCAAAUGUCAGGAGGGGACAUGAGUCCAGGGGUGGUGAAACCGACCAAUCAGCAGGAAUGUAUGUCAUGCAAGAAGCCAAUCACAGACCGGUUUUUCCUCAAGGUAGGAGAGAGUAGAUAAUAAUAGCGAGAGUAGAUAUUGUCAUUAGGAGAGAAGGUACUGUCGGUGAAAGGGUAGAUACUGUCAUUGAUAGUAUCUAUUUACAUAGAGAGCGUAGCUAUUGUCAGUGAGAAAAUCUAUACUGUCGGUGGGAGCAGAAAUUUUCUUAGAGAGCUGUGAGAGAAUAGAUAUUGUCAUCACCACACACUUAAAUUAUUACAUAACUUUUUUCUCUCUCUCUCUCUCUCUCUCUCUCUCUCUCACUUCCGCAGUGCCUCGUGUAGGGUCCGUGUGUCGCUCUCACCAAGACCCGAGCAGGCCCGACCCACCGCACGCGCUGAAUUCCGCGGGCCGACUUUGCGGAUCCACCCGUUUACCUCUGGGCGGUUUCACGUACUCUUGAACUCUCUCUCUCUCUCUCUCUCUCUCUCUCUCUCUCUCUCUCUCUCGCUCUCUCGCGUUAUCUUCUAAUCAUAUUUGUAAACCACUAAAAAUCCACAAACCAGAAGUAGUGUUAGAACUUUUCAUUUAGACUCAACGCCUUGAGAUCUGCCUUCUUCCAGUUUGUGAUUGGUGAUAGCUUUACCGCGUAAACACUCGUCUUACCAUUCUUUUUCACACCUGUAUUUCUCACACCUGUUGUGCACCUUGCUCACACUUUAAGUCACGUCAGUGGCAGGUUUGAUCUGCUCUCCAUUACUGCCCCCCCCCCUCUUCCAGGGCGAUCUGUUCUCACCCCUCACCUUGGGUUAAAAAUGGCUUCCCUUUUACCUGUGGCUCUGUGAACCUGUUUCACACCUGGCAGUUAUAUUGUCUAUCAAAAAUGUCUUGGGAUAAUCUUCCUCUUUGGGCAAGUUUCUGGUGGUGCAGUUGAUGCAAGUUUCUGAUGGUGCAGUGAGGCGAGUCUCUGGUGGUGCAGUGAGGCGAGUUUCUGUUUCUGAUGGUGCCCUUGAAGCAAGUUUCUGGCGGUGCUCUUGAGGCAAGUUUCUGGUAAUGCCCUUGAAGCAAGUUUCCUGUGGUGCCAUUUAGGCAGGUUUCUGGUGGUCCCCCACACAUUUCUUCAUUGCAUCAUUAAAACUACAAAGAGUUGGGAUAUUGUGCCACUUUGGGCUACAAAUGAAAUUCAAUAACCAAAUGUGGUGCGCAUUGUUAUUUUCAGCUAAUUAGCAUUUCAUACUCACACUUGAUCUAAUUGACACUUGAUCUAAUUGACACUUGUUCUAAUUGACACUUGACCUAACUCACAAAUGAUCCAAUUCACAAUUGAUCUAAUUCACACUUGAUCUAAUUGACACUUGAUAUCACACAUGAUCUAAUUCACACUUUAUCUAAUUCACACUUUGUCAUUAGUGUUCACACAUCAUCUGGCAGCACCUUACCUCUAUGAACUCUCUAACACCCAUUGUAUUGCUCCCCAGGCCAUGGACCAGUAUUGGCACGAGGACUGUCUUAAGUGCUCCUGUUGUGACUGUAGACUGGGAGAGGUUGGGUCCACGUUAUUCAACAAAGCAAAUCUCCUCCUGUGUCGGAGGGACUACUUGAGGUAAAUCCCCUUUACAUCCAGCAUAGGGCACAUGCAGCGUAUGGCAUAGGGCAAAUCGAGCAUAGGACACUAUAGGGCUCAUAGGACACAUCCAGCAUAUAGGGCACAUUAACCAAUCACCAAUACCCCAGAGGAAUAAGGCUCAAAGGCAGACCCAGGCUUAGGUGGAUAGAUGAUGUAGAAAAAAGAUCUACAGCAGUUGAAAGUCCAAACAUGGAAAAGAAAUGCAUUAGUUAGGUCUGAGUGGAAGGAAGUGGUGGGGCAGGCCAAAACCUUACAUGGGCUGUAGUGCCACAGGGAUGGAUGGGGCGCAUGCAGCAUAUGGCAUAGGGCAAAUCGAGCAAAUAGGACACUAUAGGGCUCACAUGACAUAGGACACAUCCAGCAUAUAAGGCACAUUAAAAACAGAGCAGAUCCAGCAUAGGGCGCAUACAGCAUAGGGCAUAUUAAGAUAUAUCAAAGUGUCAUAAUUUUUCUUAUGUUUUUUAAAUUUAACAUUAUUUUCUAGCUCCAUUCAAAAUCGAUAGCAUUUAAUUGAGAGGAAAUUUUCUCCAAUUUAUUACACCAUAGAGAAAAACAAUUUCAUUGUUGUAAAAGUUGAGUUACAAAAUGUUUUUAUUUUUUUUUAAAAAGACAGUUUAUAUUAAUCCUGGCUUUCAAUUUAAGCAUUAACUAAACAUUUUGAUUUUGUAAGCAUUAGGUAUUCUCCAUCACAUAGUGAUUCAGAGUUUUGCCUGAUGACCCAUAGAUUCUUGUUCAUAUUCAUCAAUUCACCCUACACUCCAUGUCCCUCUCAUUAUCCAAUUAUCUGAGAAUGAACUUAUUCCCCACCCCCUCUCUCCUUCAUAUUACCCUCCACAUCCAUCGCAUCAAUCGUCCCCAGGUUGUUUGGUACGACGGGCUACUGUGCAGCUUGUAAGAAGAUGAUUCCAGCCUUCGAGAUGGUCAUGAGGGCCAAGAACAAUGUCUACCACUUAGAGUGCUUUGCCUGCCAGCAGUGUAUGCACAGGUGAGCUAAAGGUCAUAAGUCAUAAGUCUUGAUUCUUGUUAGGGGGGGAAGGGAGGCGGGAAGAAAUUGAGGAGGGUGCAUUUGGCUCCCACGUAAAAGUGGAGAGGGGUGGUCAGAAAAUGUGACCCACAGAGGGGACAUUUCAGGGUUUAAGUGUGGGGGGGGGGUGGAAUAAGCUAAGUGAGGGUUAAUGUAUUAACAAUAUCUCCUAACCCGAUUGUGUUGCAGAUCUAAAUUGUAUCAUUGGAAUGAAUUUAAAUUUUACCUUAAGUUAAAUAACAUUAACCACAUUCUUUAAAUAUACGGUGAUAUGAGUUUAACUAUUUUUUUUUAAAGAAAAUGUGUACAUUGGGGUAGAAUGGGGUGGGACAAUUGACUGUUUGUGUUGUUCAGAGGCGUGCAUAAAGUGUGCGGUGGGAUACAUGGAGGGGGGGGGGGCUAACAUCCCGGUGGACCUUUUAUUAAAGGUUACUACAAACUUAAUAAAAUAUUUGUGUGGGGGGAGGGAUGUGGGUUGAGCUUUUUUUAAUUUUGCCCCAUGCAGCGUAAGUAACGCCACAGUAUGGCUGGGCGUAUUUUAUAAGUAGAGUUUAGCAUAGUAAAAUUUUAAAGGUCAAAUAUUUUUACAUGACGGGAAUUGAUAUAAUCGAUCAUUUUAAAACUAAUGAAAUAAUGUAUAUAACCUUUGUCUAAAAAAAACACAUUUCAAGCAUAGGAAAGACCAUGUGUGCGUAUUUAUGUGGAUGACUACAUCUUCAAACCCUAUGUUAUUAAAUUCACGAAAAAAGAAGUUUUAGAUUUUUCUUUUAAAAUUAAUAAAUCACAUUAUGUGUUAUGCCAAUGUCCAAAAAUACAGUUCAGUGGCGGAGACACAUCAUGGGCACAUUUACAUACGUCAACACAUAUCGAUACCGCCAAACUCAAUGAAGUUGGAUUGGGGGGAAAAUAGUGGAUGGGAUUUUCUUUAAAACUAAUGACAUUGAGAUUUGUUUCCCCCAAAGAUACAGCUCAGGUGCAAGAAUAAUUUUGUUUAGUUCCCGUAAAUAAAGAUCAGGUUCCUGAACGAUGAUGAGUUAAGAUUUUUCUGUAAAAAUAAGAAAUGAUUUGUUUUUCCAAUUUGUUUGACAGGUGGGGGUAAAUUUUCAUGAGAUUAAUCAUUCCCUUUUUUAAGAAGCAUGGUGUUGCAGACAAGAAAAUGGGUCAAGAUAUUUUUUCUAUAGAUACCCCGGUAUAAAAAUUCUGUGUUUUACAGUUUUCCGAUAAUAUGGUUCAGGAGCCAGUAAAAUGGUUGGGUGUAUUUUUAAGGAAGAUACCAAUUCAUCAAACAUCUGUUAACAUUACAGAUAUUUAAAAUGAUAAAUAUAUAAUUUUUUAAAAAAUAUAUAUUUGAAUUUAAGAACAUGUAUAUAUUAAUUUUUUUAGAAAAUCUGUUUUCAAUGUAGUUCAGGGGCGUGUGCAGGGAUUAGGUGGGGUUAUAUUAUAUAGAAAUAGAAGAUAAACAUUGUUUAAAAUUCAAUGAUGUUGGAAAUAUCUAUUUUGUAAAUAGAUACUUCUUUAAAAAUAAGGAAAGUCUGAUUUACUAUUUCCAUAAUAUGCAUGUCAUUGGUUUGGAAAAUUGCCGUAUUUUUUAUUUUGAGGAUAUGAUACAUCAAAACCCAAUUUGGUUAAAUAUGUUUUAAAAAAUGGAUUUUUAGAUGUUGACACUUGGCAGUGGCAUGUAGAAACGAGCACAAUAUGACUUUCAUUAGAACCCCGGUAACACUGGGUCAUAUCUUCUGGUAUUAUUUAUUGAUAGAUUUGUAAAGAUAAUAGUUAAUUUAAGACCAAUGCUGAUAUUACAACCAGACCAAUAAUUUCUACACUAACCAUUGUUGCUUGCAGGUUCUGUGUGGGGGACAGGUUCUACCUGGCCGACAACAAGAUCCUGUGUGAGUUCGACUACGAGGAGAGGAUGAUGUUUGCAAACUUAGGCAGCAAUAUCAACCAUUCAGGCAUUCCCAACGGGCUUUCUAAUGGCUGUGGGGGGCCUAAUGGCGCCCCCGGAGGAGGGGGAGGUGGCGGCGGUGGUGGGAAUGGCAUGAGUGGAGGAGGCAUGGGACAUUACGGGUACAGUGGCUACAACGCCCUAACCCAGAUCAAGAGGCAGACGCAGAGCUUGAGUGAUGAUGUGUCCAGUGGAUAUGGGAGCCCAUCGCCCAGUUCCUUAUGACAAUCCGUUCACACGUCUGUUGUUAAAUGAGAGAGACUGGAGGGAAGGGGGUGGGGAAACAAAUAUCACAUUGCUCAUAUGCUAGUAUGGUUGAAGAUUUCUGUCACUGUUUUGUUCAUAGUUUUAUGAGGCUCAUUGGUGUGAGUGAGCGAGCUUACGCCAGGCAACAAUGUAUUCUCGCCCUUAACCCAGGGCUUAGUGUGUGUAGGGCAUGCAGUUGUCUGGUGGCAGGGCUGGGGGCAUGCCAGAUAGGUAGUUGCCCUUGUGCACUAUUUUCAAGAAGGCG